This is a messenger RNA of Sinocyclocheilus rhinocerous, 2910 nucleotides long. Its product is annotated as Na(+)/H(+) exchange regulatory cofactor NHE-RF2-like. Gene Ontology annotation, biological process: protein localization to plasma membrane. Bases 142 to 1599 code for a protein of 485 amino acids. The transcript is spliced from 7 exons. The record is from RefSeq and is a predicted model, not a curated record. Gene Ontology annotation, molecular function: signaling receptor binding; protein-membrane adaptor activity. NCBI's taxonomy places the organism in Eukaryota, Metazoa, Chordata, Actinopteri, Cypriniformes, Cyprinidae. Gene Ontology annotation, cellular component: apical plasma membrane.
UCUCUUACUAUUAAAUGACUAAGAAACAACGCCUGCAGACUCGGCAUGUGGAAUAAUGCAUCCUCAAAAACUUUAAUAAAGCUCACGAUAGUAUAGAGCAGGCUAUAUUUAUGUUGCGAUUGCACACGGCUGCAGCUGGAUAUGGCGAACACUCUGGAGAGGGAGAUUCUGGAGCGGGAGCUCCGUCCACGGCUCUGUUAUUUGACUAAAGGAGACCGCGGCUACGGAUUUCAUCUGCACGGCGAACGCAACCGAGGAGCGCAGCUCAUCCGCAUGAUAGAGCCGGGCUCCACCGCGGACCUGUCCGGUCUCAGGUCCGGCGACCGGGUGGUGGAGGUGAACGGAGAGAACGUGGAUGGAGAGACGCAUCAGCAGGUUGUGCAGAGGAUCCUGGAGGUGGAGCACCGCACCAGGCUGCUGGUGGUGGACCGGGUCACCGAUGAGUUCCUGAAGUUUCACGGUCUGCCGUGUACAGAGGAUAGGGCGAUUGAGAUGGGCUCUCUGUCCUCUCGCUCCUCAGCGGCGUCCUCUCCCCGCGCCUCCCCACGAGACUCCGCCACUCCUCCCUACAGCAGACAGAGCUCUGAGGGCAUUUUCAUUAAUAAGAGUCCCAGCAGCACUGGAGGAGUGAUGAACGGCUCUCCGCUCUACAGAGCUCAUGCCCGUCUGGCGUCACCCGGUGAACACAAGACCGAACUGGAGGCCGAACCCUUCACCAAACUCACAGCCGAGCCUGAACCCGAGUGUGAACUCAGCACUGACCUCAGCGGAUCUCAGACCAGCACACAGGAGGAGACGGCUUUGGAGGAGGAUGUGGUAUCGAAGGACCUGCGUCCGCGCUCGUGUCACAUGACUAUAGGGGAGCAGGGCUACGGCUUCAACCUGCACUGCAAGAAGUCGCGCGCGGGUCAGUUCAUCCGCUCGGUGGACCCCGACUCUCCGGCGGAGCGCGUGGGCCUGAGGCCCAGAGACCGGCUCAUCGAGGUGAACGACAGGAGUGUCGAGGGCCUGCGUCACGCGGAGGUGGUGGCGUUGAUCAGAGCGGGCGGCACAGACACACGUCUGCUGGUGGUGGAUCCCGACACAGAUGAGCUCUUCAACCGACUGGGCAUCGUGCCCACAUCUAUUCAUCUUAAAGAGGACUGUGUGGACGGGCCGAUCAUAGAGAGUCCUGGAACGACAUAUCCAACCGCACACAGCCCUGUGUCUUCUUCACCGGUCCCAGACACCCCCAAGAUCUCUCCACCAAUCAUCAACAUCACACUGACUGAGCCACCAAUCAGCAACGGCUCCCCAAGACACCAGAGUCACAGAAGCUCCUCCUCUCGAUCCACUUUAUCAGAGACGAGCGCUGAAAUCAGCAGCUUUGACAGCAGCAGCAAGCUCACAGAUUCUGACCAUCUCUCCAGCGAUGACGCCCCUAAACCAAAGCCAGACGUGAACUCUGAGGAGCGGCCGCUAGAUCCGUUCUGGGAGAGCGGUCUGCAUCUGAGUCUGACCGCGGCAGAAGCCAAGCAGAAAGCCCGGGCCAAACGGCCCAACAAGAGAGCGCCCCCAAUGGACUGGAGCAAGAAACAGGAAAUCUUCGGCAACUUCUGAGCAGCCACACAUCGGAAAGCUCACCUCAGUCCUAGAGAGACACCACCAACACACACAGACCCGACCAAAGACAUGCAGCUUAGACCAGAUUAGAUCAACCUCCAGAAACAAGUGAAAGGGUGAGAGAGAAAAGGCUUGAGUUUGGAUUCGGGCUGAUCUGACAGAAAUGCAACACGUUUGUUCUUGAUGCACAUCAUAUUAUGGGUUCAACUGAGCUUAAUUUGGCAUUUGUUGCUAGUAAGUGCUUCACAUUCAGCCAGUUGGUUGUUUUACCCAAUAAUGCGCGAGUUCCCUUCAUGAAGUCACUUCACUGCCAUCGCAUUUCUACUCUUUCUCAAACGCAACAGCAGUUUCCACAAAGCAGACAAUAAGGAAGGAAUGCAAAGCGAGGGAGAAAACGUCAUUGCAAGGCAGAAACAGUAAGAAGGAAAGACAUACUGAAGGAAAGGUGAGGAGAAAGUGAACAAAAGAUGGCAACUGAACAUCGAGCAGAGAAGCCAAAGGUUGUAGGUUCAAACCCCUGAAGAAAGAAGUUACCAUUAGAGAAAAUGCACAGUAAGUUGUGUUGGUUGACAAUGAACGAUCAGAAGAGGAGGUUCAGUCAGAGAUCUUUACACAGUGAAGUUGAGUUCAUCUUUAUGCUAGUGUAGCCUACUCCUAAAUCCUCACAACACUCACUCUUAGCAGAAAUAGCUACACUUAAACUAUACAACAAAAACAUUGAUGACAUCCUGCACUACACAGAUUUUCGUCCAAUCAGACGCUCUCUAGAAUUAGCAUAUUGGCUAAUGGCUGUUUUUUUAAAGGGACGAUCUCCUCAAUAUGUCCCAAGCUCAAAGAAUAUUUAUGUAUUUAUUUUCUUGCCAUGCUCUCAUAAAUGCUGGUUUAACAUUGCUAAAUGAUAUUGAAUAUUGGGUAUUUAUAGACCUUAUAGUUCAACAGGCUGUCAUUAUCAUCUUAUUCUAGAUCAAUAUUAACCAGUCUGUUCGAGCAGUGAACCUCAUCUGUUUCUGACCGCAGUCUCUGUGGAUUUCAAAAAUCAAAAGUAAAACAAUGUCUUUAAAAAUGCACUAACACAUGUACAGAAAUCUAGCUAUUAAUAAUUAAUAACAUAAUUGUGUAUUCUGAAAACGUAAAGUAAUACAACAAUGUAACUGAUUACAGAAAAGCCCUAAUAUAUUUACAUCUGAGGCAUGUUGUUUUAAGUCAAUUUUGUUUCAAGUCGUUCUACAUUUAAACUUAGACCACAUUAUUAGAUUACCUUUUGACUUUAUGAAUGCACAUAAAUGACAGCUCAAAGGGGUCAUAGGA